This is a messenger RNA of Salvia splendens (bonfire salvia), 865 nucleotides long. RefSeq lists its product as uncharacterized. Gene Ontology annotation, molecular function: calcium ion binding. Lineage: Eukaryota; Viridiplantae; Streptophyta; Magnoliopsida; Lamiales; Lamiaceae. Bases 295 to 720 code for a protein of 141 amino acids. The transcript has a single exon. The record is from RefSeq and is a predicted model, not a curated record.
UGACUAUUAUCCUAUCAAAUAGACAAAGGAGCGGCCAACAAAAGCACCGAAAAUAGAAUAAUAUUCUCACACCACUAAUUAGAGCACGAUUUAUUCGAUGCCCCCAUAUAAUAAUAGUAGUGGUAGUAAUUUGAAUAACCCAGUGAGCCACGUGGCCGAAAUCUAUGCAUAGAACUCCACCUAUCCGACGGUCCAAAUUCAACAUGGCCUCCUUUUCACCCAACCCAUUCUCUACAAAGAAACGAAAUUAAUCAGAGAUCAAACUCAAAUACAAACCAAAAAGCAAAAGGAGAGAUGGGGGUGGUGAUGAUCGACGGGACGACGGUGCGGUCGUUCGUGAACGACGAGGAGCAUUUCGUGAAGGGCGUGGACGAGGCGUUCGCGGCGCUGGACCUGAACCAGGACGGCGUGCUGUCGCGGUCGGAGCUGCGGCACGCGUUCGAGUCGACGCGGCUGGUGGACACGGACUUCGGGGUGGAUGUGGCGAUGCCGCCUGAGGAUGUGACGAAGCUGUACGACUCCAUCUUCGCGAGGUUCGACUGCGACAACAGCGGGACGGUGGACCAGAAGGAGUUCAGGGACGAGAUCAGGAACAUACUGCUGGCCAUCGCCGACGGCCUCGGCUCCAACCCUAUUCAGAUGGCGCUCGAGGAGGGCGACAGGAAUCUCCUCAAGAAGGCCGCCGAUCUCGAGGCCUCCAAGAUUGCUAAGCCUAAUUGAUUAUGUUUUCAUAUAUCACUUGUGUUGCUUUGUUUUUGUUUUUGUUUUUGAUUUUGUGUUUUUCUUCUGGCAAAUGUGUGUUUCUAUUGUAUGGUUAUGGUAGUUAGUUUUCCUUGGAAUUUUAAUGUUUGGUUUUCUAAAUGUA